Brenthis ino (lesser marbled fritillary) is the source of this 744-nucleotide messenger RNA. The record is from the annotation of a GenBank genome assembly. NCBI's taxonomy places the organism in Eukaryota, Metazoa, Arthropoda, Insecta, Lepidoptera, Nymphalidae.
AUGAAGACCGAGGACCAAACGACUGAGGAGGCGGCGCGCCGGGCGCCUGCCACCCGCCGCCAGGAAAAACCACCUUUCUCCUACAUAGCGCUCAUUGUCAUGGCCAUUCGCCACUCACCCAACAAACGUCUCACUCUUAGUGAAAUAUAUGCGUUUCUCCAACAACAGUUUCCAUUUUUUCGGAGCUCCUACCAAGGUUGGAAGAACUCAGUAAGGCACAAUCUCAGCUUAAACGAAUGUUUUGUUAAGUUACCCAAAGGUCUCGGGAGGCCCGGGAAAGGGCAUUACUGGACAAUAGACCCAUCAUCAGAGUUCAUGUUUGAAGAAGGUUCGUUCCGACGCCGACCACGUGGUUUUCGACGUAAAUGCCAAGCUUUAAAACCACAAUUUGGAGGUGGUGGAUAUUUAUGUGGUAGCGGAGUCGGUGCGCUACCUCCUUCUCAACCAACUGGUUACGAGCUGGCAACUGGAAGCGGUGCUGGAGCAAGUAGUACGCCAUCACUAGAUUACGGCGCAUGUGCAUACUCCCACACAGGUUCUAGCCAGCAAUUAAGUUACGGCGGAGAGUACUGCACUUACAGCAGUAUGGGAGAACGAGAAUGGCCCUUAGCCUAUGGCACUGUAGAGCCAUCCUAUAGGCCACCUCCAGCUUCACCUCCAUCGAGACAUGAUUUGCCUGACCUUAUACCCAAUUAUCAAUACGCCGUCGCUAAUGAUCAUGGUAAGUCUUGUAACUUUUAUAAU